AUGGCGAGGAGAGCCACUGGAGGCGUCGCUGGCCCGUGCAUCGUGGAGGAAAGUGGACCCGAGCGGCCGGAAUACUUGACAAGAGAGCAAGGCAUGUACCCUUCAAACUUCCCAAUAGAAGGCGAUUUGGUGCUCCUUUAUGGCUCACGAGAUAUCAUCGUUCCCUGCGUUUUAAAGAAGGGUGGAGUCUGCCGAACCAGGCUCGGCAACUUCGAACAUGCAGAUAUCAUGAGGACACCAAUAGGGCGGAAGGUUCAAGACCGGCGCAGCGGGAAGUGGCUCGUAGUACUCCGCCCCACCCCGGAUUUACAUACUCUGGCCCUUCGGCACAGAACACAAAUCAUUUACCAUGCUGAUAUAUCGCUGAUCAUGAGCCUCUUGGAUGUGUGUCCCGGCAAGACCAUAAUUGAAGCAGGGACUGGCUCUGGGUCUCUCACAUUUUCGCUGGCUGCGUCGUUGCGUCCCGGAGGCCGCCUGUUCACCUUUGAAUUUCACAAGCAACGGUGGCAAGAAGCCAGGGUUGAGUUCGACCUUCUUGGGAUCUCGACACAUGUCGAGGCCAUACACCGAGACGUAUGUGCGGAUGGAUUCUGCCAGAAUGUGGAGGCAAAUACAGCACCAGCUCCUACAGCGCCAGUAGCAGGAGCAGCCCAACAGCAGUGUGAGGAAUGUUUACCAAUGCCACAUUCAGCUGAUGGAGUAUUCCUUGAUUUGCCUUCUCCUUGGCUCGCCAUAAAGCACGCCAGUGUUGUCCUCAAGGGUGGAGGACGCCUGGUGACAUUUUCACCUUGUGUUGAACAAUUACACAAGACCCUUGCAGCGGCACAGGAACAUGGCUUCCAGGAUUUCCAGGCCUUUGAGAUUCUCGCCAAGCCCUGGGGGGCCUGCAUAUCCCGUCCAACACCAGACCAACGAAAACACCAAGAUGACAUAGAGGAAGGAGAUGCAUUCUAUCAUUUAAAGGCAGAAAAAAAAAGUGAGCAGGGAGCACAGGGCGGCCAGGUGCAGCAGCCCACACCAUUCCGAGACCUCCUUUCUCACUUCUUGCAACCGCCAUCUUCCCAACCGGUUAGCAGUCCCGGUUCGAGCCUACUUCAAGAGACUGAGGCAGCCGCUGUAGACGUACGCCGCAAGAAUACGCUACAUAUCAGCAGUUACCAUUAUCAAAUGCCGAUGAAGGGGCACACAGGUUAUGUGGCCUACUGUGUAAGGCCUAGCGAAGACGAAGAACUACAGCCUCUUCCCAAGCAGUGGGCAUCCACGGCGCCACGGAAUUGCAAACUGCUUGUUAUUUGUUAUAAUGAGUGA
Messenger RNA from Eimeria necatrix, 1308 nucleotides. RefSeq names its product tRNA (adenine-N(1)-)-methyltransferase catalytic subunit, putative. Lineage: Eukaryota; Apicomplexa; Conoidasida; Eucoccidiorida; Eimeriidae. The coding region runs from base 1 to 1308 and encodes 435 amino acids. Gene Ontology annotation, biological process: tRNA methylation. The record is from RefSeq and is a predicted model, not a curated record. Gene Ontology annotation, cellular component: tRNA (m1A) methyltransferase complex; nucleus. The transcript is spliced from 8 exons.